AAGAUCACCCUUUCUAGGGAGAUCAAUUUUUGGCAGGCGGUACAAGGAAAAUAUAGGGUCACUGAGACAGUUCUGGAGGAAGCCAGAAUGCAGGGGAGCCGAGGGAAAUGAAGGAAACUAAUUCAACAAAAGCACAGUAACAUUUCCAGGAAGGGCGGGAGAGGAAGAAAUCAAAAGUGAAACUUCUGUGAAGUGAUAUAGUGCAAAAAGGGGUGGACCUUCAAAGUGCUGAUUGAGAGGAGAAGCCAUUAUUUGUUUGUCACAGUGCAUAUCUCAGCAUUGUGGCUCUUUCAGACUGCAACUGAAGUCUUGGUUCAGCCUUCGGAUGAUGACACAAUUCCUGCCAGUGAAACAAGGUUUUCUGAUCUGUUACUAGAGUGAGCCUUUUGGAAGGAAUUUGUACACCUCAUUCUGUCAAAGGAUCCAAACCCUGAUGUGAAAUGAGUAGAGACUUCUUCAAGCUGCUUUUUGAAAUUUCUGAGGCUUUGGUCACAGAGGAAGUGGCAGCUCUUAAAUUCCUCAGCCUGGAGCAUGUCCCCAGGAGGAAGCUGGAAGCCAUCCAGGAGCCCAAGGCCUUCUUUGAAGUGCUGCGGGAGAAAGACAUGAUUGGGGUGGGGAACCUGUCCUUCCUGAAGGAGCUGCUCUACCAGAUCAGUCGGAUCGACCUCCUGACUGCCUACCUGGGCUCCAGCCGUGAGGAGAUGGAGAGGGACCUGCAGGUCCCAGGCAGGGCACAGGUGUCAGCUUACAGGCAACUGCUGUAUAGAAUUGCAGAGGACUUGACUCCAGAAGACAUUGCAAGUGUGAAGUUCCUGCUCCAAAAACUAUUACCAAAGAACAAGCUCCAGGAAAACGCUUCAAUGUUGCAGGUCUUUCUGGAAAUGGAAAUAAAUGGGAUAAUUAAAGAAGAUAAUCUGACAAUUCUGAAAGAUCUAUUCCAGAGCGUUAGAGCUGACAUAAAGAAAAAAAUCGAUGCUUAUGAAGAAAAAAGAAAAGAAAAUUAUUCUAGGGAAGAAGUUCGCUAUCCCAUGUCUGUGUCUGGGCAUCCAGAGGAACAAGGAGCAGAGAGGGAGGCAGCAAAACAGCAUGGGAAAAUUUAUACGAUGAAAAAUAACCCCCAUGGUUACUGUUUAAUUCUUAACAACCACAUUUUUAAAAAUCCACGUGACAAUAGAGAGGGAACAUUGCAAGAUGGAGAGGCUGUGAAGAGGGUCUUUAAGUGGCUUCAGUUUAAGACAGUUGAGUACAUGAAUCUAGAAGGAAAAAAAAUAUAUGAGACAGUUAAAGAAUACAGCAAAAAAGAUCACAGAAAUAUGGACUGUUUUGUUUGCUUCAUUUUCUCCCAUGGUGAAAGAGGCAAAAUAAAAGGUGUUGAUGAUGAGUGCGUAAAUAUCGAAGAUUUAGUCUCCUGCUUCACUGGAACUAAUUGUCCUUCUCUUGCUGGCAAACCCAAGGUGUUUAUCAUCCAGGCUUGCCAAGGCUCUGUGUGUCACCCACCUGUUACAAUAGAACCAGACUCUUCUGGACAUCUUGAGGUGGAUGCUAGUCCUUUGACUUCCAUUCCUGAUAAGGCUGACAUUCUGAUUGGCAUGGCUACAGUGGAGGACUACUUGUCCUUCCGCAGUCAUAAGACUGGCAGUGUUUACAUUCAAUCCCUCUGUGAGAAGAUGGAGUUGCUUUGCCCACAGCGCGUGGAUCUCACAGCCAUCCUAACAGAAGUGAACAAUGAAGUGGCAAGAAGAGAAUUAGAAGGAUCUAAGCAGAUGCCAAAGAUAACAUCAACACUACUGAAGCAACUGAUCUUUGAAGUUCCACAAUGAAAAAUAGAUAAGUAAGAAUACACUAGAUUAGGAAUGACAUCUGGAGUGGGCUUUGAUAGGGAAGAGAAUUUACAUGAGAAUUUAUCUGGAUCUAUGUAGUAGCCCCAGCCUUUUAAGGAAGCAUAGGACCUAAAUUUUAAAACUUCCAUAUUGAAUUGGUUUUCUGACACCUGGAUCUGUAGUGGUCUGUUAAGGCUGUGGAAGACUACAGAGCUUUGGGGUUUUUGUCCUGCAGAAGCAGUGGAGUAUGUUCAGUCUGGGUUUCAAGUGCAAAAGGACUUUCAAGUAGAAUUGAAAUUGUUACUGGAAAUGUCAGUGGAGUCUCAUUUGUGUCUGAGUUGUUUCAAGUCCCUAAAAUCUGAAAAAAACCCCAGAAUGCCGGAUGCAUUCCCAGGUACCAUGUGUAAGGUAACUGCCUUACACAGUUGAAUUGUUGUCUGUCUUUGGAAGCUAAAAUUGUUCAUGGAAAAUAUUGUCCUGCUUCAGAAGGACCAAACCCCCAUGAUUAUGUUAAUUUGGUUCUUCUAAAUAUUUGGUUUGAUUUAUGUCAAUCGUUUACUUGAAUAAGCAGCUCAAAUGUAUAAGUUUUUCAAUUAUAAAGGUUCUCAUUUCAUUAUUUCUCAGAGCUCUCAGGGCACAGUGUGUCUUGAAUGACUGCAGAAUACUGGAAGGAAGCUCUGUAAUCUUGUUUCUGUUAUAAUAAAUUCUCUUGGUUUUUGUAUCA
Messenger RNA from Cyanistes caeruleus (blue tit), 2544 nucleotides. RefSeq names its product caspase 8 (gene CASP8). The record is from RefSeq and is a predicted model, not a curated record. Gene Ontology annotation, molecular function: cysteine-type endopeptidase activity; protein binding. Gene Ontology annotation, biological process: proteolysis; apoptotic process; regulation of apoptotic process. NCBI's taxonomy places the organism in Eukaryota, Metazoa, Chordata, Aves, Passeriformes, Paridae.